GCCAGGGCCAACGGAAAAACAGCAAAGAUCCCCCCGGGCUGAAGACUCCAAGAACCCCUCAAGUCUCCGUGAGAUUCCCAGAGUCCCCCUAGAGACCCCCAUAGCCCCUUAAACAUCCCAGACACCUCUGUAAGGUCCACAGACAUCACAGAGACCCCUAGAGAGCCCCUCCAGCGCCUGGGCUAUCCCUGUAGAUCCCUAGAGAUCCUCAGAGACUCCCGGAGACCCCCAACGUUCCUAGACGGCCCUGAUGAUUUCCAGAGAACCCGGAGACGGCGGGAUAUCCCUACAGACCCCAAGCUGAUCCCUCUAGCCUCCAGAGACCAUGAAUAGCCCCUCGUAGUGCACGGGAGAGCCCUUGACACUGUUGUAAGACCUCCCCCCCCCCCGACCCAAAGAGACCUAGGGAAUUACAGAGUACCCCCCAUAUAAUUGUGCAUACCCCCAGAAACCCACAGAGGCCCAAAGAACCCGACAGCCCCCUCGCCCCCCCCCCCCGAAAUAAAAAAACUAAACGAGACCCCCUAGGAGACCCCCUAGGAGACCCCCUAGGAGACCCCCUGGGAGACCCCCUAGGAGACCCCGGGAGCUCACCGCUCGUGGGACGCAAUGCCGGGGCCUGGGUGACCCGAGUCCCCCUGAGGGCCCUGAGCGGACGGGGUCAUGAACGUGCUGCAAGAUUACCGGCUGCUGGGACGCAAGGGCGAGGGAACCUUCUCGGAGGUCCUCAAGUGCCAGAGUUUGCGCGACGGCGCCUACUACGCCUGCAAGCGACUCAAGCAGCGAUACGACAGCCAGGAGAGUGUGAACGGCCUGCGCGAGGUGCAGGCCAUGCGACGCCUCGGCUCCCACCCCAACAUCGUGCAGCUGCAUGAGGUUCUCUACGAUAAGAAGUCGGGGACUCUGGCGCUGAUCUGCGAACUCAUGGACAUGAACAUGUACGAGCUGAUCCGAGAUCGGAGAAACUUCUUGCCAGAAGGGAGGAUUCGCAGCUACAUGCAGCAGCUGUGCCGCUCUCUUGACUACAUGCACAGGAACGGCAUCUUCCACCGCGACGUGAAGCCAGAGAACAUCCUCAUCAAGCAGAACGAGGUGCUGAAGCUGGCGGACUUCGGUUCGUGCAAGAGCGCAUUCGCGCGGCCGCCCUUCACGGAGUACAUCUCGACGCGCUGGUACCGCGCGCCCGAGUGCCUCCUCACCGACGGACACUACGGCCUCGCCAUGGACGUGUGGAGCGCUGGCUGCGUCUUCUACGAGAUCACCAGUCUGCAGCCACUCUUCCCGGGAGCGAACGAGGUGGAUCAGAUCUCAAAGAUCCACGAGGUCCUGGGAACCCCUACCGCUGCCCUGCUCAACAAGAUGAGGAGUAAGAGCCGUGGCCUGGGCCUGGAGUUCCCCUCCCAGAAGGGGCUGGGGUUGAGCCGGCUCGUGCCGCACGCCUCGGCCGAGGCCACGCAGCUCAUGGCCGCCAUGCUGACCUACGACCCCGAGGAGCGGCUCUCGGCCAAGGCGGCGCUCCGGCACGCGUUCUUCACGGGCGUGCGCUCGGCGAGCCAGCCGGCGCAGAUAGGGGAUCCGGAGCGCCAUCCCAUGGGGGUCUACGGCCCCCUGUCCCCAUUGGGGCUAAAGGAGGACCCCCCGGCGAAGGCUGCGUCGCUCCCCUGGAUCAGCGCCGCCAAACCCAUACCCCGCCGGCAGAAGCGGUUCCAGGCGCAGGGGGGACUGGCUGUGCCGGUGUCGCACCCCCGCGGGGGGGGCGGCCCCCCCGAAAGCAGCUUCUCGUCGGCCUCCGCUUUCCACGGGCUGCCCCUGUCGCGCCUGCGCGUCGGGGGGGUCGCCCCCCCGCUGCGGCUGCCCCCGCUGCCCCCGCUGCACGCCUCGGGGUCGGGGAUCCACCUCUCCACGCUGCAGGCGCAGGCGCGCAAGGCCGAGCAUGCAGAGCGCCUGGGAAUCCACUACCCUCUGCCCUCCAUGGCACGUCGCGGGGGGAAGUACCACUGAUCGCUUCUGCUAACCCUCGGAUCCCCCUCCCGGGGGUGAUCAGGGAACCCGGGUGCCCCCCAGGAUCCCACGUCUCACGACCACAGCCGCUGAGCCUCACGUCGCCAUGAGAGGGCGCCAUCAGCGCGGCCGAGCGACGAAGCUCCCAGGCGGUUUGCCAACUCAGGCGGGGGAACCGAAGCAGCACGAGCGAUGGAUGAGCGGCUGUGCCCAGUGAUGGGCUGUGGACUCUGCCGGUUGAGGGUUGGAGGGUGCGCCAGCUGCUGUAGCCCCCCACCCCCACGGUUCAGCAGGGUGCGCCAGCGGUGGUAGGGUCAGGUGGAACCACACAAGUGGUCGUACUCACCUGACCAUCAGUCACUGAACCGCUCUCAUCACUUGGGUGGUUUUCCGUUGUGGUUUGGGGGAGGUGACAUUGGUGAGUUUUCUCCCAACCCUUACGAAACUUUCUCCAGCACCGCAGCAAUUGGGACUCCAAGGGAGACCUGGUCCACAGGGUGCUGCAGACCACGGGAGGCGCUGGGGCAGCACAACUCCUCGCAGUUACACCACAGAGCUGAGCUGUAAUCUGAUUAUUUAACAGAUUACUUUAUCAAGUUUAUUGGCUCGAUUACUCAGCUAAUGGGAUUACAUGUACAUGAAAAUAGGUGCAAAAAGCCUCACCUCUGUCCUCAUGUGUGCCACUGGACAGAUGGUGACGAGCGGGGCUUUGUUAAGUAAUUGACACCAUUAGUCGUGUCACGCUGGACGUGGCUUAUCGGGGGUUUCCUGCCUUCGUCGGGCAGAAAGUACACGAGAGUGGCCCCGUCACUUUUUAAAAUCGACAACCAAAAAAAGUAGUCUAUUACAAUUUUAAUCAAAUAAUAAUCCCAGCUAAAAACUCUUCACGGAUGAAACUCAUCCUCAGAUAAAUUCCUCCGAGUGAAGGGGCCCCGCGGAGAUUGUGAAGAUUUCAUCCCAAGUCGGUCACGGCCGCGGCGUGAACGACACCGCUGGGAGCUGCGAUCAUCGAUGCCGAUUCCGAGUCUUUCGGGGGGCACCUGGGCAGUGGAAGGGGGCGGAUGAGGUUGGGCGCGGGGCCCAUAAUGGAU
Messenger RNA from Lethenteron reissneri (Far Eastern brook lamprey), 3092 nucleotides. It is a transcript of the gene MOK, whose product is annotated as MOK protein kinase. Gene Ontology annotation, molecular function: ATP binding; protein kinase activity. Gene Ontology annotation, biological process: protein phosphorylation. The record is from RefSeq and is a predicted model, not a curated record. NCBI's taxonomy places the organism in Eukaryota, Metazoa, Chordata, Hyperoartia, Petromyzontiformes, Petromyzontidae.